GUGGGGUCGAGGGCCCUCGCCUACUACGACCCGCGCGAUGACUACUGGCACGAGAGGAUCAUGCUGGCGCACAUUCAGGACUUCCGCUUCGUGGUGCUCACCGCGGACUGGGACAUCUAUGAUGAAGACAUGUCCCAGGCGCUUCGCCUGCUGCCUCUGGGUCCACGGGGCGGCCUUCCCGUGCCGAGGCCACAGGGGCACAUCCUGCGGGUGGACAACGCCCGCCUCAGCAUUGAGCUGCAGCAGCUGUGCGACGAGGCGGCGCAGCUGGCCUUGGACAUCCGCGAGGAGGAGGGCUUGCCGGCCCCAGCGGCGCCCCAUGGGGUGCUUGCCGACGGCGAGGCGGGGGCGCUUGCCGAGGCGCCGGCUCCUGCGGCGCUGGCGGCUGCCGCGAGGCCCGCUGGGCCAGCGGUGGGUGGCGCGGCCGCUGCCGGCGCCCUGGCGGCGGCGCCGGCCGCGCCGCGCAGGGCACCCGCGGCCGGGGCUCUCCUCGCCCCAGCCCCGCCGCGGCCCGCAGCGCCGCCAGCAGACGCGGUCUGGCUCGCGGCGGAGACGCGUGGGGGCUUCACGGCCGGGGCCCCUAUCCCGCCGGAGCUCCUCGGCGCGGAUGGCCAGCCGCAGGUCGUUCUGGGCGACCGCGGGGUCGUGGUGCUGGCGUCAGGCGCCUCACUGGCGGUCGCAGUGGCGGACACCCUGGAGGCAGGGACGGCAGCGCUCUCCAGCAGUGGGGGAGACCUUCGCACGCUGCCGGUGCUCUACUCACCAGCUGGUGGCCGCUCCAGGUCCUUCCACGACGCCGUGGCCAAGAUGUCCACCACGCCCUUCCCAGACUGGCGCAUCAAGGGGCCGAGGACCGCUGCCUGGCUGCUUGAGAAGAUCUCGGAGGCGGGCUACACGCCGCUGCAGAGGCAUUUCUGGUGGCGGUCGAUCCAGGGGCUCACAGCUUCCGACUCGGGCGUGGACGACCACCACUUCAUCUCCGAGGUGCUGCAGGAGCUCACCACCUACGACCAGCUCAACGCUGGCGAGCUGGUGGUGGUGGAGAUCCUCUGCCGCCGCUACCAGCUCUGGGAGGAGCUUUACGCCUCGAGUCUGCGCGAAGCCGAGGCUGGCCAGGACGCUGCACCCUGGCUCGAUGAGCGAUCCAUCUUCCUCGGGCAGGACAGGAGCCGCGGCUCAGCGCUUGUCUGCCCCGCCUUGGAGAGCUGGGUGGCGGAGAAGCUCCGAGAGGAAAGUGCCAUCCUCAAGGAGCGCAGGCUAAGGCACGCGGCCGCGGGCGCGGCCGUGGCGCCUGAGGCGCCCCCUCGCGCCGGGGAUGCCCCCGGCCUCGGCGCGAGUUUGCAGGGGAGGCGAGGCGUGCUGAACGAUGCCACCUCGCUGGGUUUUGGCGAUGACAGUCUCGCGCAAAGGGACGCGCUGCCCAUCCCGCUCAGCUUCGAGGCGCUCCAGUGCUUGAAGGGGUCCUCGGCCCUCGACGGCGAGCUUUCGCUGGGGCAGCGGCGCAAGGCCGCGCGCUGCAGGCGCCAGGAGCGCUGGAUGCUGGAAGGCGUCUCGGCGCUCAACGAGCUGGGCGGGGGUGGUCGGUUGGCUGACAGCGGCGGGCGGCUUAGCUUGGCGCAGCGCUCCGCGUUGCAGCAUCUGGGUGAGGUCUACGCCGCGGUCCCGCCGAAGACUGAGGAUUGCACCAACCAGGAGGCGUUUCAGGCGCUUCUGGGGCUUCGACCUGGCUAUGCUGAUGAGCCAGCCAUCGGGGCGAGAGCCGGCUACCAGCGCGGGAGGGUCUCCCUUCCUUCUGGCGGCGCUGGGCGUGUCGAUCUUGUUCGACUACUUCCACCGCACCUGCAGUCAGCGCUGGAGUCCGGGCACGGGUUAUUGCGCUCGGAGCAGGAGGCUUCUGCUGCUCUGGAGGAGGCUGACGUCACGUGUUACGUCGACGGCAAGCUGGCCCAACGGGGCUUUGACUACGGACGGUUUCUGCUCGAGCUGUACGACGCAGGGAUCGUUGAAGUUUUGGACUAUGAGUUAGAUCGGAAGGAGGAGACUGGCGUCUUUUUUGUGCCUCGCAAAGAUGACAAGCUGAGGCUUAUCUUUGACACCAGGAGGGCGAACUGUCACUUCAGGACGCCCGAUUACACGCACUUGGCCUCCGGCGACGCCCUCAGCAGCUUGGAGUGCACGCCCGGCGAGGAGGUGCACUUGGCGGCUGGGGAUGUGGAGGUGUGCUUCUACCAGUACGUGCUGCCCACAUGGGCCAGGAACUACUUCUGCCUGCCGAGCUUGGCGACUCGCAUGCUGCCUGCCCGCCUGCGUGAGGCUCUGGGGCCUGAGCUUGCGGCGCGACCCAAGAUAGCCUUCCGUGUGCGAGUUGUUCCCAUGGGAUGGAACUGGGCCGUCCACUUUGUGCAGUCUGCCCACCUGAACGUGUUGGCUUCGAUCUCUCCGAACAACCAGUGGCUGGUGGACAAGCAGCCUGGGACGUGCCUCUCGGACAGCUCUGCUGCAGCCAAGGUCUUGUACAUAGACAAUUUUGCGGCCAUUAGCACCAGUCGCGAGACAGCGUUGCAGGUUGUCAAUGACAUGCUGGGCUCGUUCACCAGUGAGGGCGUCAGGGCGUCGCUUGACUUGGACGUCGUCCUCCUCGGCUUCACGCUGGAUUCCAAGGCCGCCAGGUGGCGCCCCGCACCCAAGAAGUUUUGGAGGGUGCAUGGCUGCAUCUCACACUUGCUGGAGCCAGGAAGGCGUAUCACUGGGCGCCAGUUGGAGAGGCUUGUGGGCCACGUGGUCGCGCUGCUGCUGCUGCGGCGUGAGGCUCUCAGCCUCCUCAGCGCCGUCUACGUCUUCAUCCGGUCGACCUACGACAGGGCGCAGCCGCUGUGGCCCAGUUGCCGACGUGAACUCAGGUGGGUGCUUGCGUUGUUGCCCACGGUGUUCGCCGACAUGAAGAGGCCUUGGCACGCUGAGGUAGGUGCCUUUGACGCGUCGCCUUGGGGCGCGGGAGUCUGUGCUGCGCGCUGGCCUUUGAGCGCGGUGCAGGCCGCAGGCAGGCAGCCGGAGAGGCUGCGUUUCCGCGGGCCCCUCGCCUCAUUGGUGGCUCCGCGGGACGCUGCCCUGGCCGCUGACAGCAUCGAGCUCUCUGACCCCGCCGCGCUCCUGCUCGGCCGCGCGGCGGGUUUCGCCGAGGUGAGCGCAGAGCUGCUGCGCGAGGCGACCUGGAUCACGGCUGUUGCAUGCAGAUGGAGGCGUCAAAGUACUAUCCACAGGCUGGAGAGCUCAGCAGGGCUUCUCUGGCUGCGGCGCGCCUCUCGCAAUUCGAGAUGCCACGGGCAUCGCUUGCUGGGCCUGGGCGACAACAUGUCGAUGAUUUGCGCCCAUGAAAAGGGCCGUGCAUCCGACUUUGGUCUCUUGUCCGGCUGCCGUUGUUCCUACGCCAUAUCGGUCGCCUGCAAUCUCAAGGAGGUCCGCACGCUCCAGGCAGCGCCGCCGUUCGGCCAGCCAAGUCUGCCAGAGGUGGGAGGCGCUUCGCCGACCCGGAAGCGAGCCGUUGGUGGUGGCGAAUCCGCAAGGAUCAGAGCGCAGCUGCCGCCGCCUUCCGCCCAGGAGCGGGCCCGCUUGCUGCCCCGCCAGGGCUUUCUGGCAGCCAACAAGGUGCGGCCGUCCACUCAGGUGCUCUACCUGGAGGUGUUGCGGCUGCUGGCAGGCUGGCUCAUGGUGGACGCUCUGCCCGACUGGCCUGUGGCGGCCUGGGACGCAGCGCUGGCCGACUUCCUGCUGUGGGCCUUCGACCAGGGAGUGGCGCGGGCGACGGCUGCAAGGCUUGGCGCCGCGGUGCUGUGGGGGCUCCCGCAGCUCCACGCGGCGGCCUUGCAGAGGUGCUUCCCGCAGCUCGCGCACUCGCUGGCGGGCUGGAAGCGCCUGCAUCCACCAGGCUCUCGUCCGCCUCUUCCAGAGCUUGUGGUUCGCGCAGCGGCAGCUUGGCUUGGGCACCAGGGCGAGUUUGCGACCGCCUUGUGCGUCAUGCUGAUGUUCGAGGGCUACCUGAGACCCUCGGAGGCGCUGGCGCUGCGGGCCGCCCAGCUCACGGGCCCGUUCGGCUCGGCCACCAACGCGGGCUCACACAUGUCGGUGGUGGUGCAUGCUGCAGAGUUGCAGCAACCGGGCAAGACAGGCGAGAUGGACCAUACCGUUGUGCUCGACCUCCCGCGCCAGCAGGCCCUGGCUUGGGCCUUGGCGCGCCUGCGCGACUCCCGCCUGGGCUCCUGGCACCCGCUGUGGUACUUCGACUACAACCUCCUCCAGCGGCGGUUUGGCCAGGCGCUCGCGGCUGUGGGAGCCAGCUGUUUAGCAGGCACGCUCUACAGCCUCAGGCACGGCGGCGCCAGCCACGACCGCCUGACGGCCAGCCGCACGCUAAUGGAGGUGCAGCAACGAGGAAACUGGCGCGCCUUCAACAGCGUGCGGCGCUACGACAAGCACGGGCGAGUGGCGAUCGAGUGGAUGAAGAUUCCCGCCCCCCAGCGCCAGGAGAUCGAACGGUUGGCUGCUGGACUCGACGCCGCCUGCAAGCUGUACUCGCUUCAGCGGUGA
Molecule: messenger RNA, 4584 nt
Organism: Prorocentrum cordatum
Lineage: Eukaryota; Dinophyceae; Prorocentrales; Prorocentraceae
Source: the annotation of a GenBank genome assembly